AUGAACUUCUAUACAGGGAUAUCUACUAUAGCUUUAUUUAAUGUCAUCUUCUUACUUAUUAUACCCUUUCUUGUAAAGCUUAUUUACGGGCGAGGGCCAAAACAUGUUCAGAAUACUAGCAAAUUAAAGCGCAGAUUUCAGUCAACUAAAUAUAGAAAACUUUCUCAUCGUGACGAAUUUUUUUUAACACUUAUGCGACUUCGUCUUGGUAUUCUUAAUAAAGACAUUGCAGAACGAUUUGGAAUUUCUCCUACUACUUCUUCUAACAUAUUUUCCACAUGGAUUAAACUUAUAAGCAAUGUGUUAGGUAGUGCUCUUAUCGUAUUGCUUCUACAUGAAACUAUCAGGGAAAAUUUACCUAGGGUUUUUAAGGAUGCAGGAUAUUACAGGUGUUGUGUGAUUAUUGAUUGUGCUGAAGUUUUUAUUGAACGAAUCAAUGGCUUUAUCACUUUUUUAUCUGAUUGUUAUGGUGGAAGAUGUUCAGAUAAAUUAAUAACAAAAGGCAGUGGUUUUUAUGACUUGUUAGAGCGUGACGAUGAAGUCAUGGCAGAUCGUGGAUUUCAAAUCCAGGAAGAACUUUUGUUAGGAUUUUGUACUUUAAUAAUUCCUCCAGGUGCUCGUCUUAAAAGUCAAAUGAUUGCAUCUGAAUUUAAAAAAACUAAAAAAGUAGCAAACUUAAGAAUACACGUUGAACGAGUCAUUAAUAGAAUGAAAACUUAUAGAAUUUUAAAGAAUGUUUUACCUCUAACAAUUUUGCGUCAUGUUGAUGAUAUUGUGAGAGCUUGUGCUGCACUCUGUAACUUAAAACCUGUGUUGGUCAAUAAUUCAAGAGAUAAAAAUAUAAGAGCUCAAAGUCGAUAA
This is a messenger RNA of Hydra vulgaris (swiftwater hydra), 861 nucleotides long. RefSeq lists its product as uncharacterized. The record is from RefSeq and is a predicted model, not a curated record. Lineage: Eukaryota; Metazoa; Cnidaria; Hydrozoa; Anthoathecata; Hydridae.